Messenger RNA from Coregonus clupeaformis (lake whitefish), 1403 nucleotides. Its product is annotated as hepatic lectin-like. The transcript is spliced from 6 exons. NCBI's taxonomy places the organism in Eukaryota, Metazoa, Chordata, Actinopteri, Salmoniformes, Salmonidae. The record is from RefSeq and is a predicted model, not a curated record. Bases 100 to 909 code for a protein of 269 amino acids.
ACAGUAGAAGUUACAAGAGUAGAAGUUACAACAGUAGAAGUUACAACAGUAGAAGUUACAAGAGUAGAAGUUACUGCAUUUGAGCACAAGUGUGUAAAGAUGUCAGAGGCAAUCUAUGAAAACAGAGAUGGAUUUAAAGGCAAAACACCUAAUGAAAUAAAGACCAUGGAUAUUGAUGAUUGUAUAUACAGCAACGAAACACCCAUCAAGCCCUGCAGGAAGGAUGGAGUUGGUGAUCAACAAUCAGUGUUUUAUCAGUGGUGGAAGAGAUACUCUGGAGCUGCUGCAGUGAGUCUGGGUCUGCUGUGUGUUCUCCUAUUGGCUGGGAUCAUAGGCCUGUUGCUCUACCAGCGAAACCAAUUAACCAGAUCCAACACCCUGACCAAAGAGAGAGACCAGUUACAGACCAGAGGCAACACCCUGACCAAAGAGAGAGACCAGUUACAGACCAGAUACAACACCCUGACCAAAGAGAGAGACCAGCUACAGAAAGAGACAGAACAUCUGAAACAAUCUUUGGUUGAGAAAGAGUGUCCGCAAGGAUGGAAGAAGCUUGGUAGCCGUUGUUACUACAUCUCUACUAAGAAGAACAACUGGGAGAAGAGCAGACAGUACUGCAGAGAUAACAGAGCAGACCUGGUGAUCAUCAACAGUCAAGACAAACAGACAUUUGUCAAUUGGUUAUGUGGAGUAAAGAAAUAUGUCUGGAUUGGUCUGACUGACUCUGUUACUGAGGGGACCUGGAAAUGGGUGGACGACACACCACUGACCACAACGUAUUGGAACAGUGGAGAGCCUAAUGGUGGUGUAGCUGAGAACUGUGCUUAUUUCUACUCCCAGUCAUCAGACUCAGGAGCAUGGUGGGUCUAUGACUGUUCCUAUCGAUACAGAUGGAUCUGUGAGAAAUAGGUUUCUCUGUACUGCUAGAGACCAUUUCAGACAGAUGUUUUAAAUCCUUAAACCCAGACUUGGAGCAAACAAAAUAGCGAUUGAUAUGCAACGCUUGCAGUUAGCCACUGAUUCCUUCCAUACCGCUCAUUGUUGAAUUAGUGAUUUCCUACUUGUUGUGUAAUGUUUAUGUCCAAUGACGAUGAGCACCGAUACCUUGUAUCUAUAAUUAGCUCUUAACUGACUUGCCUAGUUAAAUUAACAAUAAAAACAAAUUCUGCGGUGAUAUAGUGAGUGACAGAACACUGAAACAAUCACGGCGCAACUAGAGAACAUUACCAAAGCGUAUGCUCUGUAUAUUCCCGCUGGCUGCCCCACCACCCCAGAAAGCACUGAGCGAGGCUGAAACUGCAUUUAGGAGCUGUCUUACUCAAGAAAGAGAACACGUUUGUAUGCGGCUUUAUUAACUUUUUUUUUUAUUUUAUUUUUUACAUUGUUUGCAAACUGAAAAUCUA